AUGUGGCCGGUAUCUAUUGCCAGCGUAGCCGCUACGCUGUUCAUCACCGGCAUCACAGUAGGCGGAUUUACUAUUCCGUCAUCGUGCCCAGAUAUCCCAUCCUCCCGGUACCCCUUUGAACUUGCCAAGGGUUGGGCCGGAGUCAAAGUGGCAGAUGGGUUGCAUUCUCCUCGCGGAUUGGUCAUAGAUGGGGAGGGUCGCCUCCUAGUAGUCGAGGAAGGCUUGGGAAUCAGCCAGCAUACAGUCGACACCAAUGGCUGUAUCAAGUCAUCGCGAGUUCUUAUAUCUAUGUCCGCCUUAAACCAUGGCAUCUAUCUUGGAAAGGAUGAUGACACGUUAUAUGCAAGUUCAGCGUCUGCCGUGUUCAAAUGGGCCUAUGAUCCAAAGAGUGGUAAUACGACCGGAUCACCUGUUACCAUAAUCUCUGGAAUGUCCAGCGAGGACCACGUCUCGAGAACGUUGAUCAUCUCACCUAAUCACCCAAACUUGCUUGUUGUCUCUCGUGGAUCAAAUAGCAACUUAGACUAUGCAACGGUUGAUCCGUCGACGGCCCGGUCUAUUGUCAAGGUAUUUGACAUCAUGAAAGUACCUAAUGGAGGAUAUGACUACGUUAAAGACGGCUGGAACGCGGGAUAUGGCCUCCGAAACGAGGUUGGUCUAGUUUUCGAUGGCAAUAACAUGCUCUGGGGUGUAGAAAACAGCGCCGACCAACUCACGCGUGAAGAAAAUGGCACAUCUACGGACAUCCAUACGGACAACCCUGCCGAAAAACUCAACUUUCUUGGAGAUAUCGCAACGCCUAACAAUGCCUGGUACGGUUAUCCCACAUGUUUCGCAAUUUGGCGCCCCGAUCCGGCUAUCGUCGACAGCACUACCAUGCAGGAGGUUGGCGUGGGUCAGCAGUUCGUCUUAGCGCCGAAUAAGACAUUUAAUGAUACAACCUGCGCCAAAGUGGCAAGGCCGCCGCGUCUCGUAUUUGAGGCGCAUACAGCACCGCUCGAUGCCAAGUUCGAUAUGCCCAAGUAUGAGAACAUGUUUGUAACGAUGCACGGUAGCUGGGAUCGCAACCCGCCUGUAGGGUACAAGCUUGUCGCGGUACCAUUUACGCAUGCCUCUCAAGGUGGCUAUGAUCCCGUCGCGCCGGCUAACAGCAAUACCGGAUAUGUUGACAUCUUCUAUCCACCCAACGAAGGGAAUUGUUCGUCAUCCACCUGUAUACGACCGGUCGGUUUGGUUUUUGAUGCGGCUGGACGGUUGUACAUGACGAGUGAUACAUCCGGUGAGGUGUUCAUGCUUGGUCGCAGCAAUUAA
Molecule: messenger RNA, 1311 nt
Organism: Annulohypoxylon maeteangense
Lineage: Eukaryota; Fungi; Ascomycota; Sordariomycetes; Xylariales; Hypoxylaceae
Exons: 3
Coding region: 1-1311 (436 amino acids)
Source: RefSeq, a predicted model, not a curated record